Messenger RNA from Bacidia gigantensis, 924 nucleotides. RefSeq lists its product as uncharacterized. Bases 1 to 924 code for a protein of 307 amino acids. The record is from RefSeq and is a predicted model, not a curated record. Gene Ontology annotation, biological process: intracellular protein transport; clathrin-dependent endocytosis. Gene Ontology annotation, molecular function: clathrin-cargo adaptor activity. Gene Ontology annotation, cellular component: AP-2 adaptor complex; cytoplasmic vesicle. The transcript has a single exon. NCBI's taxonomy places the organism in Eukaryota, Fungi, Ascomycota, Lecanoromycetes, Lecanorales, Ramalinaceae.
AUGUACAUAACAACCGAAGGUGUGAAAUCCGACCGCAAUACCGAAGACUCCACAAAAAUUACAAUGCAAGCCACCGGCGCUCUCUCCUGGCGGAAACCAGACAUACGCUACCGUAAAAACGAAGCCUUCGUCGACGUGAUCGAGGAUGUGAAUCUCCUCAUGUCCGCGACUGGUACUGUUCUCCGUGCUGACGUGAAUGGCAACAUUAUCAUGCGCGCAUACCUGAGCGGUAUGCCUGACUGCAAAUUUGGGCUCAAUGAUCGACUGCUGCUAGACCCGCAGUCGCUUGGUGCACCUUCUGGGAAUGUUGGUGGGACGAAAGCGACGAAAGCGGCUGCUGGAAGUGUGGCGCUGGAAGACUGCCAAUUUCAUCAAUGCGUACAAUUAGGGAGGUUUGAGAGCGAGAGGAUCAUAAGCUUCGUACCGCCAGAUGGCGAAUUUGAGCUGAUGAGAUAUCGUGCAACUGAGAACGUGAAUUUGCCGUUCAGGGUACACGCCAUCGUGAAUGAAGUGGGAAAGAGCAAGGUUGAGUACAGUAUCGCCAUCAAGUCGAAUUACGGGAGCAAGCUGUUUGCUACAAAUGUUGUCGUGAGGGUACCUACACCGCUGAACACUGCAAAGACGACGGAGCGUGUUAGUCAAGGGAAAGCGAAGUAUGAGCCAGAGCACAACAAUAUCGUGUGGAAGAUCCCACGGUUCAGCGGUCAGCAGGAGUUUGUGCUUAGUGCAGAGGCCCAGCUGAGUGCUAUGACGACGCAGAAGGCAUGGAGCCGGCCUCCAUUGAGUUUGGGGUUUAGUUUGUUGAUGUUCACAAGUAGCGGGUUGUUGGUGAGGUAUUUGAAGGUAUUUGAAAAGAACAAUUAUGGGAGUGUGAAAUGGGUAAGGUAUAUGACAAGGGCGGGAAGUUAUGAGAUCCGAUUCUAA